AUGACCAACACCGCGGCCAGACGCAAGAAACCAGAACCACCCAGUCCAGUCAUCCGGGAAUACUUAUGGAUGAAACAAAUCGGCAAGAGUCUCUCCGCCAACAGUCCUUUCCAUUCAAACAAGAGAAGAAAAACGAGAGAAGGCGAUAGAAACGGGUUGGAAACCAGACACCGUUUCCUCACGGCCUACAAGCGCAAUAAGCUACGGGAGAAAAGUGGGAUGCUUUACGGGCGUCACUCGAAGCAUUCUCAUGGAGAUAUGAUGACGGAUCUUGGUGGAUCUCUCUACGAAGAUGCCGAGUUAUACAGGAUGAAUCGGAGACAGGAUCCUGAGAUAUACGAGGAAUUAUAUGGAAUAUCUCCUUUCAUUGUGCCGAAGAUGCAUUCGGAAACGUGUGCGUUGCUUAAUGACCAUGCUACGGUUUUGGCUUCAGGAAACUAUCAGUUCACUUUCCUUUUUGAACAGGGUUUCAAGGGGUUUAUAGCGGCUCUGAAAAUUGCUAAAUUUCCCCCAUAUGAUUACUUCCGGUCGAACCUCAAUGGCGACAUUGAAGAUGAGCACCCAGUACUCAUGAGGCUCAGAGCACGUCAUGGGGCUUUUGAGGAAGCCUUGCAAAAAGACGUCAGAUUCGUUGGUAGCACAAGAUAA
Molecule: messenger RNA, 648 nt
Organism: Aspergillus pseudotamarii
Lineage: Eukaryota; Fungi; Ascomycota; Eurotiomycetes; Eurotiales; Aspergillaceae
Exons: 2
Coding region: 1-648 (215 amino acids)
Source: RefSeq, a predicted model, not a curated record